AUGACAGCGCAAUCCAACCCGCGUACAGUGGCUCAAGGAGAAGGCAGGGGCCUGCAUAUCAUCGUGGUUGGAGCUGGUAUUUGCGGGUUUGCCUGCGCCACGGCGCUCCGGCCCUAUCACCGUGUAACGAUCCUCGAGCGUUCGCGACUGAACGACGAGGUUGGAGCCGCCAUACUUUCCAAUCCGCCUGCCACCCGUAUCCUCGAAGGUUGGGGCUUCGACUUCGAUAAAAUCGGCAGCCCGUUGGUAUUGAAGAUGACGGAAUACACGAGUGAGGGGGCUGCUCGAGUCUCCUUUGCACCACACGCGAAGGAGACUUAUGGUGCGGACUGGCGGAUGAACCAUAGAGUUGACCUUCAUCGGGAAUUGAGGUCUCUCGCGACGGACCCCAAACGACGCGGCGGUAAUCCAGCCGAGCUUCGUCUAGGCGUGAACAUCCAGUCCGUCAACUGCGAGGAAGCUACCGUCACGCUCGAGUCCGGCGAGGUCAUCCAAGGCGACGCCAUCAUAGGUGCCGACGGUAUUAAAUCCGUCGUCCGUGAGGCCGUCCUCGGUGCCGCAAGCUAUCGCGCGGUGCCAUCUGGUCACAGCGCCUACCGCUUCCUCGUCGACGGUGCCAAGAUCACAUCGGACCCGUCACUCGCGCACUUGAUCACAGACUCGCAGCUCUCUAUCACGCGCACGGAGUCCGGGCGCAUGGUCCUCUACCCCUGCCGCAACCUCACGCUCCUCAACUGCGUGGCGAUCAUGCCAGAUAUCGCGGAGUCCACUGAGUCUUGGUCGCAGGAGGGCGACCCUGCCCAGAUGCGGGAGUUCUUCAAGGAGUAUCCCGAGUUUUGUCGGAAGAUCGUGGCACUGGCGGAUAAGUGCCGUUUGUGGCAGCUGCGGGAUCAGGAUCCGUUGCCGUGGUGGACCAGAGGCAAAGCGAUCAUCCUCGGAGACGCGGCGCAUCCGAUGUUACCUCAUCAGGGUUCUGGAGGAGGCAUGGCCAUUGAAGACGCCGACGCCCUCGAGUACAUCUUUGGCACCAAGCCUGGAUCUCCGUUUUUGAAGACCAGCGUGGAGGACAAGCUGAAGAUCGUGGAAAAGAUACGCUACGUCCGUGCGAGCACCGUCCAAAAUUAUUCCCGAGCCCAAGGCAUGGGUCCGCGAAAGAUUGAGGAAGCAGGAGCAGGGGAAUUGCUCGAUCCCAGGAACUUCAUGCAGACAAUCUUCUCGUACAAGGGAGCCGCGACGGUGCCCAUUUUGUCGGACGAAGAAUUUGAGGAGGCAAAGAGGACGUCGAUACCCAGGGCCAAGCACGGGGAGGUGCUGGUUGAGAAGAAGAACUGA
This is a messenger RNA of Punctularia strigosozonata HHB-11173 SS5, 1332 nucleotides long. RefSeq names its product FAD/NAD(P)-binding domain-containing protein. Bases 1 to 1332 code for a protein of 443 amino acids. Gene Ontology annotation, molecular function: FAD binding; monooxygenase activity. NCBI's taxonomy places the organism in Eukaryota, Fungi, Basidiomycota, Agaricomycetes, Corticiales, Punctulariaceae. The transcript is spliced from 5 exons. The record is from RefSeq and is a predicted model, not a curated record.